Malassezia japonica is the source of this 594-nucleotide messenger RNA. Its product is annotated as protein deglycase. The record is from RefSeq and is a predicted model, not a curated record. The transcript is spliced from 2 exons. Gene Ontology annotation, cellular component: nucleus; cytoplasm; mitochondrion. Gene Ontology annotation, biological process: glyoxal metabolic process; response to oxidative stress. Bases 1 to 594 code for a protein of 197 amino acids. NCBI's taxonomy places the organism in Eukaryota, Fungi, Basidiomycota, Malasseziomycetes, Malasseziales, Malasseziaceae.
AUGACCAAGGCGAUUGUAUUUCUCGCAGAGGGGACGGAGGAGAUGGAAUUUAGCAUCGCGUACGACGUGCUCGUGCGGGGUGGCGUAGACGUCAAGUCGGUGUACGUGCCCGCGGCGGGUGCCGCGGACGCCCCGCCGAACGGCCUCGUGAAGGCCUCGCGUGGCGUCCAGAUUGGGCCCGACAUGACCCUCACCCAGCUCGUGCAGGCGGGCGACGUCGGCUCGUACGAUGCGCUGAUUGUGCCGGGCGGCGUCGGUGGUGCACAGACCAUCGGUAAGGACGAGACGGUGCUCAAGAUGCUCAGCGACGCCUACCAGGGCAAGCGCCUCGUCGGCGCCAUCUGCGCCGGAUCGCUCGCGGCGCUCCAUGCAAAGAUCGGCCUCAAGGGCCCGAUCACGAGCCACCCGUCGGUGGCCGACCAGCUCUCCAAGGACUAUGAGUACUCUGAGGACCACGUCGUGGUCACCGACCACCUCGUGACAAGCCGCGGACCGGGCACCUCGUUUGCCUUUGCGCUUACGCUCCUCGAAAAGCUCGAGGGUGCCGAGGUGCGCAACAAGGUCGCUGCGCCCAUGGUCCUCCAGCACCUAUAG